Cucurbitaria berberidis CBS 394.84 is the source of this 1313-nucleotide messenger RNA. RefSeq lists its product as uncharacterized. The record is from RefSeq and is a predicted model, not a curated record. Lineage: Eukaryota; Fungi; Ascomycota; Dothideomycetes; Pleosporales; Cucurbitariaceae. The coding region runs from base 47 to 1129 and encodes 360 amino acids. The transcript has 6 exons.
UUGCCAUUUUGAACAACCCUCAGACGUUCGAACUCUCACCAAUACCAUGACGAGAGCUGUGGACGUGGACCUAGAAAGGGCGCAAGAGCGUCUCUACGAUAUCGAGCGACAGGGGGUAUUCGCAGAUAAAUGCAUCCGGCCUAUCUCUGCUGAUAUGGAGAUACUGCACGCCAAACGGGGAAAAUUGGAUGAGCAGAAACAUCGACUGCUGGCAGAAAUCUUUGAUAUCGAGCUAAACGAUAGCUUGCUCAAAAAUGCACUAGAUAAGGCCGUCAGACCCCACUGUAUAGCCUGGAACGCCCAGUUCUUCACCAGUAUGCGCGCCCGUCUACCUCGCGAGCUCCGCGACAUGGUGUAUGCGCAACUUUGGGAUGCGAAGACUCUUGACAAAACAUGGAAGUCCAUGGAACUGUCACUGUUCAACGACCAAGACGAAAGCUGGCGUAUUCUGCAUCUGCCGCAUUUCGUAAACUCUUCGAUUGUGGGGCCUGAAUCCGUACUUGAAGUUGUCGAGGCUUGGUAUCAAUUGGUUUCUGUGAUCGGGUCGCCGUUUCAUGCGGGCAGUUUGGAAAGUCUUGAGCGGUUGGUUACUGCUGAUGCAUUCUCCAUUGGAACAGAUGCCACCACACUGCUUCGGGAGUUGGUCCUCGAGUUCGAAAUCAUCUACCUUAUACCGCCGUCAGAAUAUUAUAGGCAGUGUGUGAGAUUGCUUCAUAAGAUCAAGAACAAGUCAGGCUUCAAACUCACGAUCAAGUUUUUACAGAGGCGCAUCAGCAUGGAUUUCUGGCUAGAUGCUCUCGAGUCUUUGAGGCCGAUACUCGAGGUUUUUGAAGAAGAGGGGGCGAGCGUGCGCGUCUUCUUCCAAUACCUUCACUUGAAACUGCUCCCCGUCAUCGAGUAUGACCUCCAUGACGCUAGGAAAAACCCUAGCUCGAAUUGGAGACAAGAAGCAAUCAAGGCUUUGGACAGCGACAGUCGUAUCAGAGCACGGCACAGGUGCUACCUCCAGAAAAACGCGCCAGUGUAUGUGCCAGAAGACAAGGCCUCGCCCGAAUCAUCCGAAUGGGAAGAAGGAGAAUAUGAUUACAUGGGUGAACGAUGGGAGACUGCAACGGACUAUGGUUGGUGACGACGACGAGGGCUGAUUUUGGAGGGAAUUGUCCCAUGUCCGUCCGAUUGUGCGUCGAGUUGGAGUGGCUGACAGUAGUACACUAUUACUAUCCAGCGACUUAUUGGAGUAGACGUCCUAAAGGCAGCAGCUUCGUGUGCCAUCAGCUGAAUCAUGUCCCUCCAUAGUCCGUAUUGUGGCCCCC